Molecule: messenger RNA, 948 nt
Organism: Pyrus x bretschneideri (Chinese white pear)
Lineage: Eukaryota; Viridiplantae; Streptophyta; Magnoliopsida; Rosales; Rosaceae
Product: cysteine-rich receptor-like protein kinase 25
Exons: 1
Coding region: 1-948 (315 amino acids)
Source: RefSeq, a predicted model, not a curated record
AUGAAGCUUUUGUUUAUCUUCAUAUGCAUGCUUAGCUUGCUCAGCUGCUCGGGCACUACUACUAUUACUGCAAAUGCUUUUGAUCACAUCACCCGUGGUACGUGCGUGAGCCAAGACGGGGGCAGCAAUGGCGACGCAGAGUUCAGAUUCAAUCUCAACAACCUGCUCUCCACCACCCUUUCCUCCAAUGCCUACCAUGGCUAUCACAAUGCCACCUACGUAGGCACAAACUCAGCUGAAAAAGUCUACGUCUCCUUCCUCUGUUGCGGUGAUGUCACCUCAAACAUUUGUAGAGAAUGUGUGGACACCGCAACCACCUUCGCCUUUCAAAAUUGCCCCAAUGCAACAGAUGCUGUACUAUGGUUCGACAAAUGCUUGUAUCGAAUCUCCAAUGAUUAUGAACGGAUAAAUCCCAUGGCGAACAACUCAAGUAGAGACUACGUCAAAGUUUUGAUGGGGAAGAAUGUGAUCACCAAACCCAUCAGCCGCUAUAAUCGGUUGCUUGCAGCUACUAUGAAUAAAUUAGUCACUGAGGCUGCCAAAGCUGACAGAUUGUUCGCUACCAAAGAAGCCCAAGUUAAAGGGUCAAAUAUGACGCUGUACAGCAUUGCACAGUGCACGCCCACAGCAGAUUGCAAUCAGUGUCUUCAAGCGGCCGUAGCAGAUAUAGUUUCAAGGGAAGACCAGUUAGAGGGAUUUUUUCUAUAUCACAAUUGUAAUAUUAGGUACCAACUUUCCCCGUUCUUCAAAAAAUUAAGGACUGUAGCAGCUGGAUCAAGGAGCAAACUGAUCUUGUACAUUGUUGCCGGUGUUCUUGCCCUUAUUGUCUCUGCCUGUGUGGUGCAUGUAGCUUUGGGGGCCUACGACAUCGUACGAAGAAGAGAAUUGGAGACGCACGUUAAUACUGCCAAACAACAAGAAAAUGGUAAAGCUGCACACAAUUUAUAA